CCAUGAUGAACAGGCUGGUCUGUUCUGGGCAUACCUGUGGGAAGACAGAUUCCUAGAACUGGAACUGCAGGUUUCAGGGCAUCCGCCUCCUACAUUCAUCCCGCCAGGCGACUCUACCUCCACCUCCUCUCAUACCCCGUGCGUCUUAGUCCCUUCCCUUCCCCCCAGCACUGGGCCUGGCACAGAGGAGGCCCUCAGGAUAGGUUUGAUGAAUGAAAGAAUGAGCCCUCCUUCCCUUCCCUUAUCACCUCUGCUGUCACCUCCCUUGUCACUCUGUCCCCACCCUCCCCUUCAGUUCAGACCUCAGCCCUUACAUCCAGACCUUGACUGCUUCCUCCUCACUGGCCUCCCAGCCUCCUGGCUGCCUCUGCAUGGGCUGCCCACCCAGGUGACCUAUAUUAACAGCUGUUCUUAGGUCUUAUUAGGGAUCCCCGAGGGACUCAAGGUCGGGCAUGAAGUCACUUGCCCUAAGGGUGCUUCUCCUGUGCUGGGGAGCAUGGGGCUCUGGGCAUGAAAGUUGUCACAGACAACACAAGUCGUGUCUUGUCUCUGGACCUCAAUUUCCCCCUCUCUAUUCAUUUGUUUAACAAAUAUUUGAGAACCUGCUUUGUACCAGGCCUAUAACCCAGAUCCAAUCAUAAUGACUUUGAAGCAGGCUGUAUAAGGACCAGAGGUAAUGAUAAACUGCACUCAGUAUGUCAUCUGGGGUGCACUGGGUGCCCAUUAAAUGGUGGCUGUGGUCAUUAUUGAUAUCAUUGACAAGGAUCAGGGAAUGAUUCCUAGAAAGGAUGACAUUAGGGUUGGGCCUUCAUAAACGGGUGGAGCAUCACAGGUAGAGAUGAAGAGGACAGACUUCCAGAUGGAAGGCAUACCAUGAGCCAAGUUUCAAAUGUGGAAAAACCCAUGUGGAUUCAGAAUCCUGAAGGGGUUGGGGAGUCCCGGAGGCCAGGAUCAGGAGUUGGACUCUGUCCUGGGUAAACAGGGCAGGGACAAUGCCCAUUCUCUCUGGGACUGAGGAAGGAAAUGCUCCUAUACCCUGCUGGCUCCAGCCUGGGUGGAGUGGACCUAGGGCAGUGGGGAGGAGUCUGGCUUCACAUGCUGCCACCAGUCUGGCCCUCAUAUAAGCUGCCAUCUUCCCUCUGGUCCCACAGCAAGAUGGACCGACUGUGGGCCCCACUCUCCCUGAUGCUCCUGCUCCUUGGGGGACCCAUCUGCUUGAGAAUCCAAGAGUCACCCAGCUGCUCAGAACCCAGGGAACUGGAAGCCAGCAAAAUUGUCCUCCUGCCCAGUUGUCCUGGAGCCCCAGGAUGUCCUGGGGAGAAGGGGGUUCCAGAUCCUCAAGGGCAACCUGGACCACCAGGCAAGAUGGGCCCCAAGGGUGACCCUGGAGAUCCAGCAGAUGUGCUCCGGUGCCAGGAGGGCCCCGGGAGCUGCCCGGAGCUGCUGAGCCAGGGGAACACAUUGAGUGGCUGAUACCGUCUGUGCCUACCUGAGGCCAGGGUCCUCCCAGUCUUUUGUGACAUGGACUCAUCAGGGGGUGGCUGGCUGGCAUUCCAGAGGUGCCGGCAUGGUUCUGUGGAUUUCUUUCGCUCUUGGGCCUCCUACAAAGCAGGUUUUGGGAGCCAAGAGUCUGAAUUCUGGCUGGGGAAUGAGAAUUUAUACCAGCUUACUCUCCAGAGUACCUGGGAGCUUCGGGUGGAGCUGGAGGACUUUAAUGGCACCUGUACCUUUGCUCACUGUGGGACCUUCUGCCUCCUUGGGGAGGCAGAUCACUACCAGCUUGUGCUGGGUCAGUUCUCAGGGGGUAGAGCAGGGGACUCCCUGAGUUUCCACAGUGGGAAGCCCUUCACCACCUGUGAUGCUGGCCACGAUACAAACAGGGGCAAUUGUGUGAUGGGCGUUCAUGGUGCCUGGUGAUAUGGAUUCUGCUAUACAUCCAAUCUCAAUGGGCGCUACGCAGCAUCUGAGGCCACAGCCCACAAGUAUGGCAUCAACUGGGAGUCAGGCUGCGGUGUGGGCUACCCCUAUCACAGGGUUUGGAUGAUGCUUCGCUAGGGCACCCUGGCAGCCCACACCCUUAUCUGUCCUGUACA
Molecule: messenger RNA, 2093 nt
Organism: Loxodonta africana (African savanna elephant)
Lineage: Eukaryota; Metazoa; Chordata; Mammalia; Proboscidea; Elephantidae
Gene: FCN3
Product: ficolin 3
Exons: 8
Source: RefSeq, a predicted model, not a curated record